This is a messenger RNA of Kluyveromyces lactis, 531 nucleotides long. RefSeq names its product Yip3p (gene YIP3). Bases 1 to 531 code for a protein of 176 amino acids. NCBI's taxonomy places the organism in Eukaryota, Fungi, Ascomycota, Saccharomycetes, Saccharomycetales, Saccharomycetaceae. The record is from RefSeq and is a predicted model, not a curated record. Gene Ontology annotation, cellular component: Golgi apparatus. The transcript has 2 exons.
AUGAACAACUUUGCUCAGUUAUCCCAAAUCUCCAGUUUUGCGCAGAACUUGUCUGUGGAACGCAUUAAGAGCGAAUUUGGUUCUCUACAAAAUAGAUUGGCGUCGGUACGUCCACCACAGGAAUUCUUCGACUUCAAGAGAAUUUCCAAACCUCAAAAUUUUGGUGAAGUUCAAUCGAGAGUGGGCUACAACUUGGGCUAUUUUUCAACCAACUAUGUCCUGAUUAUUAGUGCUCUAAGUAUUUACACGUUGUUAACCAACUUUUUGUUGUUGACGGUGAUUGUUUUCGUGGUCUUUGGGACUAUGGGUAUUAACAAGCUAAACGGUGCGGAUUUGGUCACUCCAUUUGGUUCUUUUAAGACUUCUCAGCUUUACACUGGUCUACUAUGUGUUGCUGUACCUUUGGGGUUCCUAGCUUCUCCCAUCUCUACUUUACUAUGGUUGAUCGGUGCUUCUAUCGUCACAGUGUUUUCCCAUGCUUCUUUCAUGGAAAAACCGAUUGAAACAGUGUUCGAAGAAGAAACCGUUUAA